AUGAUCACCUCCUCUGUGCGCCGAGCGGCGUUGCCAUCAUCGGCCUCUCUACCGUCUCGAGCAGUGCUCCUGGCCGUUUCCUCGAGCAAUCCUGCUCCUGGCCCUAACAGUGGGAACCCUCCGUACCGCCAUCAGCGUCGAUACUCGUCCUCCAAGCCCCCUGUGCCUCCGAGUGACGGGUCCAGAGGCAUCGAUCCGCCCACCCAGACGCCGGCAAAGAGUGUCAGCAGCGGGCCGUCAAGCAAAAAGGACGCAGAGAAGAGAGAAGGCCGAUCGUCCAAGAAGCGUGCUGGAAAGGAUGGCGAGACGGCAAAAUCGAAGCAGGCCAACUCGUUGAAAUUGCCGAGUGUACCCUCUACCCAGCACCUGCAUCCUCACGAUGUGCACGUAGCUUCGUUCUUUUCUAUCCACCGACCCAUGUCAAUAACCACUUCCGUACCUCCAAACAAUAACGACAGCAAAACCUUCUCGGCCAUCUUCUCUCCCAAGAAGCAAGCUGCCGCAAGGCAAAAGGACGUGAUAUACACCCUUUCUUCCGCCGUUAACGCCAUCGAGCAGAACCUCCCUGGUCAAAAUCAGGCAACUGCCGAGGAUAUCGACUUCAGGAACGCCAUCUCACAAGCUUCCUCCAUCCACGCGGAGUCAGAUGUCACCCAUCUCGAUGGCGUGCCCACCCAGGAACUACGAGCAUCCAUCCAAGAGUUUGCUAAGCGCCUACGACCAUUUAACCCACCUCCUGCUCCUACACCAAUGGAUGGAGCUCUCGAAAGCAUCGCAGGAACGGAAUCUGGUGUAGACAAGGCCAGCUCCACACAGUCUGCCUCUGAAGCCGAGCCCAGCGAACAGACCUUUUCCACCGUUCUGACUAUUCGUGAAAGCCGCAAUGCAGAUGGCCGCAAGUCGUACGAGGCAUAUGCUUCUCCCUUCGUCCGCAUAGAUGAUAUGGAGGCCCCCUCCGCCCAGGGUGAGUCAUCCAUCUACCAGGACCAAGAGACUAGUGACCGUUCCGUCUCCGAGCCAAAGCAAAGCUUCCUCCAGCGAAUGGUAAUUAGGCAAUUGCAGUGGGAACGGUCCCAGGGCCAACGUCAGCGUGAGCGGAUGUAUACUAUCAGUGUCAAGAGACAACGGAAGCUAAAGAUGAAGAAGCACAAGCACAAGAAGCUGCUGAAAAAGACACGGACCCUCAGAAGGAAACUGGAUAAGAACUAG
This is a messenger RNA of Trichophyton rubrum CBS 118892, 1209 nucleotides long. RefSeq lists its product as uncharacterized. Bases 1 to 1209 code for a protein of 402 amino acids. NCBI's taxonomy places the organism in Eukaryota, Fungi, Ascomycota, Eurotiomycetes, Onygenales, Arthrodermataceae. Gene Ontology annotation, cellular component: mitochondrion. The transcript is spliced from 2 exons. Gene Ontology annotation, biological process: mRNA processing. The record is from RefSeq and is a predicted model, not a curated record.